AUACUCAAUCAUGCAAUCCAAACCGCCGUCGCCAAGUGAUUUCGUGUACCAAAAGAAUCGUAAUUCAUCUGCUUCCAUGGAUGAAAAACCAAGCGGAGGGGAAUUCCCGGUGCCUCCCCCCUCAUCAGAAGAACACCACGCAGGAGUAGCACCUACAAAUCGAUGUGCUACAUGUCCAGACAACCGCUCAUUCAAUAAACACUGCCAAACGAUCAAUCCUCAUCACAUGUGGCAAUCUCAGGAUGCGAUGUUACAACCCAAGCAACCCCCUCCCCCACAAUAUCAUACUCCCUGCAUACAUCAGGGUGCCAUGUCUUCUCCGUAUCUUCCCAACCCAGCACAGCCUCCCUUGAGCCUGACAAUUACCGUGGCCCCGGAUAGCCAAACCAUGAGCAUCCCAAAUGAUAACGCCGGACGAAUAGACCAUAUCUACACCGUGGUCAGCUCUGUGCAUGAUAUCUGUCUACAGUCGACUAAAACAUACCUCGAUACACAUCUAGUAAAUCGUCAAGCAAGAGGAAGUAAUCCACCACCAUACUCGGACCGAUUUCGAAGUCAUAGCCACAGUAGCAACAUGGAUACUACGUCUCCGCCCGACAACAACGAUAACUCUGAUUCCCUAAUCCCACCGUCCACCAAUUCUCUCCUCAAGAACGCCAGUAGCAUCUGCAACAUGCUAUGGAAUAAAUCACAAAGAGACCGCCUCGACGUCCUGAACGUAGAACUCAUGACCGUCAACAUCAUGGGACAACUCCUAAACUGGGCUGAGACCAUAGCACUCGGUGAUUACCAUGAGUGGUAUGGAGCCGUAAGGGAUGCCGAGGUCGCAUUACGAAAUGUAAUCGACGCGGGACUAAAUCUUUGCGCUUGGUUGAAUGUCCCAGGAGGCAUAAGGGACAUGGAAGCAUUAGCUACAGAAGAAGGAUUCGGUUUACGUGAAGAAAGAGCUGAGUGCGAGGUUGGCAUUGGGGGAUAUGGGUGUUAGUGGAGAAAAAGAGAAGUUAGAGAAACAUGAAAAGGAGUUUAUGUCAGCAAUGACCGGCACCGACCCAAAAAUUGGAUGAGAAGCGUUGUAUUAUAUGACCACUAUUAAUACAGGUAAAUCCUAACUGUUAGCAAUAUGAAAUCCUGAUAACUACACUUCACAAACGACCUAAGGCAUACUACUA
Messenger RNA from Hypoxylon trugodes, 1169 nucleotides. RefSeq lists its product as uncharacterized. NCBI's taxonomy places the organism in Eukaryota, Fungi, Ascomycota, Sordariomycetes, Xylariales, Hypoxylaceae. The transcript has a single exon. The record is from RefSeq and is a predicted model, not a curated record. The coding region runs from base 11 to 985 and encodes 324 amino acids.